AUUUCUAUCUCUAGUUACCCUUUUUCCGCCCUGACCUUUCCCGAUGCGGCGUUCUGGGCAGCACCAUAGAUGUGGCGUACGUCACUUCCGUUCGGUCUGUGAGCCCAGAGACAAAAUGGUGCCUCCGGUGCAAGUCUCCCCGCUGAUCAAGUUCACCAGGUACUCAGCACUGCUACUUGGAAUGAUCUAUGGAAAGAAAAGAUAUGACUACCUGAAACCUAUCGCUGAGGAGGAAAGGAGGAUAGAAGCAGAGGAGAAAAAGAAGCGUGAGGAAAUGGAACGAAUUGCAAAAGCACUUGCAGAAGCCAAUGAAGAUACAAUACUGAAAUGAACCUGCCCAGUCCUCUUCUUCAUUUUUAAUAUCCCGUGUUUGAAAUACUGAAGUAUAAUCCUGUCAAAUAAAUUUACAUCAAUAAACAUAUUCUGUCAGUA
Molecule: messenger RNA, 432 nt
Organism: Sceloporus undulatus (fence lizard)
Lineage: Eukaryota; Metazoa; Chordata; Lepidosauria; Squamata; Phrynosomatidae
Gene: ATP5ME
Product: ATP synthase membrane subunit e
Exons: 4
Coding region: 44-331 (95 amino acids)
Biological process (GO): proton motive force-driven ATP synthesis
Molecular function (GO): proton transmembrane transporter activity
Source: RefSeq, a predicted model, not a curated record